GUUACUCACCAUUAUAGGUGUCAAUCGGACGGGUUCGGGUCGGGUUCAAUCGGGUCGCGGAUUAAUCGGGUUGCGGGUCAAGCAGGUUCAAGUUGAUCGGGUUACGGGUCAAUUGGGUUGCGGGUCAAUCGGGUUGUGGGUCAAUCGGGGUCGGUUCAGUCGGGUUGCGGAUCAACAGGGGUGUGGGUUAAUCAGAUUGCAUGUCAAUCGGGUUCGGGUGGAUCGGAUUGCGGAUUACUCGGGUUACGGCUUGUUCGGUCCAAAUAAUUGAAUUAUUAUUUUUUAAUGAUUAGUUAUUAACCUAUUAUACCUAUCUAAAACAAACUCACCAAUCACUAUUUUGCAAUUAAAAAACAUGAAGGUACAUUAUUAAACAAAUGAAUGGCCAUAAAUUAAGAUGUGGAGAAGGGUUUGUGGGAGAACAUUGCUUUAGAGAGGAAAGCGCCAUUGCUCCCAAAUCUUGAGGUGCAACUGCCAAGUCUUUACUGCAUCCGAGUGUCCAAAUCAACAAACUAAAGAGAACCAACUAACAAAGAAAUAUUUUCUAGUUUACCAAAAUUGGGAUACUUCUCUUGAAAGAUCACCAAAUAGAUGGAGGGGAAUAAUCUGACCAUGUGCCCUCCAUGUACUCGAAAGAAUACAUAAGUUCCAGAAUCAUAAGAUCAAAUAAAUACACAACUAAUAAACAAAAAUCCUUAUUCUUCAAUGCACUGCCCAUAGACAACCGUGAGUAGCAAACUAUAUACAUGUAAGGGUGAUAGAUAUCACAAAGUAGCAAGCAUUCAUUAAUUAAUGUAGAUCAUAUUUAAAUCUAUUCCCUUGGGGUCAAUACACAGAUCAUUGUGGAUGCAUACACUAGUGCUCCUUAAUUUGUAAAGUUGAAGGGAAAUUGAGAUUAUGGAAACAAAACUGAACAUCCUAAGCAAGAGUGGUCAUUUUAGCUUCAAAAUAAACCACAGAACCAAAGGCAACUAAAGGAAAACUAAUAGAUUGAAGACAUCAAGAUCCUCAUCAGUAGGAUGUGCAAGUCAGCUUACAUACUGAAAUCUAAAGACUGCCUUUGCUACAAAUCAUAAAUGCCUUUCAAGUAAAUCCUAUAUGGUUUGUAUGUAGAACAAUUAGACUGCCUUUGCUACAAAUCAUAAAUGCCUUUCAAUUAAUCCUAUAUGGUGUGUAUGUAGAACAGUUUGGUUAAUCUGUCCAUUGAAAUACAACAAGAAUUACUCUUAAACCUGUUGGAAUUUCUUCCUCAAAUUAGCAUCCUGAUUUACAACAAAUAAAUGCUUUUUGUUAUCUUCCCAAACUAUGUCUACUGGUCAAGUUCAUGCACUCUUUUUACUCUUGUGAUCACACCUGCAGGUCAAAAUGUAAGUCUAGUAAGGUCCUUCUGAAACCUCUAAUUACUCAAAGAAGGAGAAUAAUAGUUCCCACAAAGUCCAAAGAGAUCACAUACCUUGCACAUCCCGCAAGUUCAAUCCAUACUUCUAACUAAUGAAGGACGACGUAUCAUUGUUUUGCAGUUCACUUCACCAUCCACUGAAGCAUCUAGGAACUUACUCUGUCUUGUCCGGUAUUGCAGGCCCAGUUCCACCCUGCUCAAUCGAAAUUGUCCGCCAUCAAACUGAACUGAAACCUAAAUGCAACCAAACAAUAAUAGAAAAACAGGAGCAAUUAGAUCCAAAAUCUUGAGGAGCAAGAUCAAGAGUCACCGUUUAGGUGAUAGUCGCACAAGGAAGAUAUAAACCGAACUGUAAGCAAACCUUCCAGCCGAAAUCGGACACUUGCUGGAGUAAGUAGCUAUGGGAGAUAGCUUUCUUUCAAUUCAUCAUCAAAUGUAAUGCUGGCAAAACAACAGUUGCUAAAAGCAAUAAUGGAUGUUUUCAAUAGAUAGGAGGUAUGAAUAUUAUCUACCUCGCUUGCUGUAUCAAAUAUCAAUCAAUCUCACGUCUGUAUUGCAUCUAUCUAAUAAACAAGCUCGUCAAAAAAUGUGGAGGUUCUGGCUGGCUAACAGUCCCAGAAAGAAACUGUUAUAAGUUUACAGUGCUCCAGAAAGCACUUCCAUAUCUUGUCUCUAAGACAGGUUCAUCUUCACCAGCUUGGGAUAAAGGAUCUUGUCAUCCCUCCCGGUGUUGCUUUCUAGCAAUGCAUUUUGAACAAGUUCCUUCCCCAGAGUAUGGAUGAUUACCCUCAUGUCUUCUACCCUAACAAACCCAGCCCUAUUCUGAUCAAAAAACCUGAAAGCCUGCAGCAGCUCCAUUAGUCUAGCCAUUGUUCCUUUUCAGUCCCUUUCUGUGGAUCUUGAGAAUUGGCAAUUCAGGAGUGACCUGAAUAAUUGUUGAAGAUGUGUAACCAUGUUUGCCAGUUAUUCCGGUUACAAACUGAUGGUUCGAGUAAAACGACAUCUCAGCAGAUUGAGGAAGCGGCUCAGAUAUUAGAUACACUAAAAGAAGGGAAAAGAGGUCGAAACUUGAAAUGGAGAGACACCGUCUGGGAUUACAAGAUGACGUUGCGAACCCACUGUUGGGCACUGGCCCAUGGUCAUCUCGACUGAACAAACCAAAGCCGCUUCCUUGAAGCCCAAAGCAGCUCCACGGUCAAAGUCGAGACUACCAAAGGCGUCUUCGCCUUCAUUCCAAUCCCUAAAUCAAAUCAUCGAAGAAGAACCUACUCCCAGAUAAUUGCCAUCGCCAAUCCCUCCUUCAAAUACCUCUGCCAAACGGUCAUCUCAUUGAAGAAGAGAGAGAUCAAGAUGCGCGUCAAAAGCCUAUUUAAAGACCACUCGAUGAAGAAGGUGGCAACGGUUUCCACUGCUCAGGAAGAACUGGUUAGUUCCUAGGGAGAGUUGGAUUGGGUUCUUGUUUAAGUGUCUGGAGUGGUAGAGUUGGGGCUGUUGCCAAGAACUCUACUCAAUCUGGGCAUAGAGCUCUGCUUGUUGUCUCUCUUUUGCUUGUUGUCUCCCUUUACUUCGAGUUUCCCUCUAGUAGAAAUGGGAUAAGGCAUAGCUGUUUAACAAUUGGUAUCAGAGCCCCCUUUUCGUGGAACUUAGUGUUGCCGAGAAGGAGAUCCUCUGCCUUGCUAUGUCUUCUAACUCAUUUCCUACUAGUUCAAAUCCUCCCUGGUUCUCUGGGUCAAAUUAUUCUGUAUGGAAGAAACGAAUGAGACUAUACCUCCGAGGAAUCGACUGUGAAUUAUGGGCAAUUGUCCGCAAUGGACCAAUUGACAUGAAAGAAGACAAUGAGGAGGAUUGGUCAAAUGAACAAAAGAAAAGUGCUCAAUUAGAUUCUAGGGCUAUGCACAUUCUGUUGUCUGCUAUAUCAGAUGAUGAAGGUGAAAGAGUCAACAAAUGCGAAACUGCUAAAGAAAUUUGGACAAUUCUAGAAACCACUCAUGAAGGAACUUCAGAAGUAAAAGAAACUAGAAUUGAUCUACUACUAAAAGAAUAUGAAACCUUUGACAUUUUAUCAGGAGAAUCUAUCUCUGAAAUGGACAAAAGAUUUUCUAGUUUGGUAAAUCGACUCAAAGGGCUAGGAAAAACCUUCUCUAGCAAAGAACUAGUAAGAAAAGUCCUUAGAUCUCUUCCCCUUGAAUGGAUGGCCAAGAGAACUGCUAUAGAGGAAGCUAAAGAUCUAAACAUUCUGUCCUUAGAAAACUUGAUAGGAUCCCUCCUUAGUCAUGAGGAAGUUCUGAAGCAAAUGAACUCUCUUCAUGACAGAAAGAACAAAUCUAUAGCCUUUACUUCUGUGUGUGGUAAUGAAGGACAGAAAAUGGAUGAGGAGUUUGAAAAUGAACUUGCUCUCACCAGCAAAAAACUCCAAAGAAUGAUGAAAUUCAAACAUGAUCAAAAUGCAAAAAGGGGAAGUCAAAGCAAUAGCUAUUCUUUCAGACCAUCUAGAAACAUGCUCAAUCACUCCCCUAGAAACUUUGGACAUCACUCUGGAAGUUCAAAUGACAAAAACUCAUUUGCAACUAACAGACAUGAUACUAGUCCUAAAGAUGUCAAAAGUUCUACUGAAAUCAAAUCUCACUCAACUAUUUGUUUUAAAUGUGGAAAAACAGGUCACAUUAGGGUCAACUGCCCCCUAAACAAAAAGAAGGAAAAGGCUAUGACAGCUACCUGGAGUGACUACAGCUCAGAAGAAGAGGUUGAUAAUGUUGCCUACAUGGGGUUGAACUCCAACAUUGAGGAUGACAAUGCAAAUGAUCAGAAUAAUAAAGGUGCUAACAUCUGGUACUUAGAUUCUGGAUGCUCGCAUCAUAUGACUGGUAACAAAGCUCUUUUCUCUUUUCUUAACCCAAAAAGAGGAGGUAAAGUAUUCUAUGGCAAUAAUAAAUGUGCUUCUGUAGUUGGUAAAGGCACUAUUUGUAGUAAUUCUUCACUUAUUAUUGAAGAUGUACUUUAUGUAGAAAGUUUAAAGCAUAAUUUUCUCUCCAUUAGUCAAAUAUGUGGGUCCACUUAUCGAGUCAUAUUUGAUCCUUUCUGCUGCAUCAUUGAACGAAUCUAUGACAAUGCUGUGAUUUUUAAAGGAAAGAAAAUUAAUAAUGUGUACACUGUUGAUUUAUCCACUCUUGAUUUAUCAGAGGAUAUAUGUUUGAGCUCUAUGUCUGGUCCAGCUAUCAUCUGGCAUAGAAACUAGGGCAUAUGAGUUUAUCUCGAUUGAGUAAACUCACUAAGCUCAAUCUGGUUAGAGGACGGCCUCAAAUUAAGGCAAUUGAUAAUUUCACUUGUGAAGCAUGCAUCUUAGGAAAACAUUGCAAGAAAUCAUUUAAAAGUAAACUGGAAGUUACCACCUCUGCUACCUUUGAUCUAAUACACAUGGACUCAUUUGGACCAACAAAUGUUCAAAGUCUUGGAGGAAAAUCAUAUGUGCUAGCAAUUGUUGAUGAUUUUUCCAGAUUCACCUGGGUUUACUUUCUAUCUUCCAAAGAUGAAGCCUUCUCUAAGUUCAAAACAUUUGUGAUUCUUACGCAAAACCAAUUUGGAUGUCUUGUCAAAAGCAUUAGAAGUGAUGAUGGUGGUGAAUUUAUCAAUGAUAACUUUUGUUGUUUCUGUGACCACCAUGGUAUCAUUCACACCUUCUCUGCACCCAGAACCCCACAACAGAAUGGGGUUGUGGAGAGGAAAAAUAGAUCCCUUAUUGAAUAUGCCAGAACUAUGCUUCUUGAUUUUGAUUGCCCUAAGUUUCUCUGGGCAGAGGCAGUAAACACUGCUUGGUAUGUGCUUAAUCGAACCACCAUUAGAAAGAUUAUUAAUAAGACUCCCUAUGAAAUAUUAAAAGGAAAAAUACCUAAGUUAUCCUACUUUCAUCCAUUUGGAACCAAGUGCUACAUUCUGAACACUAAGGAUCAAAUUGGAAAGUUUGACGCCAAGUCUGAGAUUGGUAUCUUUCUUGGUUAUUCCAGUAAAGGUCAAGCAUAUAGAGUCUUUAAUAAGAAGUCAAGGAAAGUGGAAGAGUCAAUUCAAAUUAAGUUUGACUCAUCUCAUCCAUCACUACCCUUGCAUUCAGAUAUAAGCAACUAUGACUUUCUUCCUCUUAGCUCUUAUCUUGAGACAGGAGAAACCUCCAACAAAGAGGAUUCUGCCCCUCCAGUUGCAUCUUCUGAAACCGAUUCCUCUGUGAAUCCUGAAGCCCCCUGCUCACAUCAGAAGAAGGCACCCUCCUUCUCAAAUUAUAGGUAAUAUAUCAGAUCCCAUCCACAACCAGAGGUAAGUACACCCCAGGUCAGUAUGCCUUUGUUUCCUUACUCGAACCAAAAAACUAUAAGGAAGCCAUACUAGAUGAAGAAUGGUUACUUGCCAUGCAAGAAGAAUUAUCUCAUUUUAUCGGACUAAAGGUCUAGGAACUUGUUCCUAGACCUGUAAACAUAUCUGUCAUAGGAACUAAGUGGAUAUUUAGGAAUAAAUAUGAUGAAUUAGGCUUUAUCAUUAAGAACAAAGCCCGCCUUGUUGCCCAAGGGUAUAGUCAAGAGGAGGGAAUUAAUUAUGAGGAAACCUUUGCCCCUGUAGCUAGGCUUGAGUCAAUCAGACUACUUUGUGCUUAUGCAAGUCUUAUGAACUUUAAACUCUAUCAAAUGGAUGUAAAAAGUGCAUUCCUGAAUGGUGAAAUUAAGGAAGAAGUGUUUGUUGAACAGCCUCCUGGUUUCAUUGAUUUUGAAUUUCCAGACAACUUUUUUAAGCUUUCAAAGAUCUUUAUGGUCUCAAACAAGCCCCCAGGGCUUGGUAUGAAAAGUUGACAUCCUUUCUCAUAACUCAAGGGUUCUGUCAAGGAGGAGUUGACAAAACUCUUUUCAUUAAAAAGAAAAAUGAUCAUUCCUUGAUAGUCCAGGUGUAUGUAGAUGAUAUUGUCUUUGGCAGCACUGACCCCAAUAUGUGUGAUGAAUUCUGCUCUACCAUGAAAAACCAGUUUGAAAUGAGUCUCAUGGGUGAAUUAACCUUCUUUCUUGGUCUACAAAUCCAUCAAACUAAUACUGGAAUUUUCAUUCCUCAAAUUAAAUACCUACAAUCUAUGCUAACCAAAUUCAACUUGAUGAAUGUCAGCCAUGUAAAACACCUAUUGCUUCAAAUUCUCAUCUUGAUCAUGAUAUUGAAGGGCAAACCUGUUUGUGAAAAAAGGUAUAGAGGGAUGAUUGGUUCUCUGUUGUAUCUUACAGCUAGUAGACCUGAUAUUCAGUUCAGUGUUUGUCUGUGCGCUAGAUUCCAGAGUCAACCUAAAGAAAGUCACAUGGUUGCCGUAAAAAGAAUUUUUAGAUAUCUAAAAAGCACUCAUGAUCUUGGAUUAUGGUAUCCUAAAUCUGAUGGUUUGUCUUUAAUUGGAUACUCAGAUUCAGACUUUGCUGGUAGCAUCACUGAUAGAAAGAGUACCAGUGGUGCUUGUCAAUUUUUUGGGGGGUCUUUAGUGUCUUGGUCAAGUAAAAAACAAGGAUCUGUGCCCUGUCAACAGCAGAAGCAGAAUAUGUUGCUACUGGCAGUUGUUGCACACAAAUCCUGUGGUUAAAAUCUCAACUAGCUGACUAUGGUCUUUGUUUUGAUAAAAUCCCUGUCAUGUGUGACAAUACCAGUGCCAUUUUUAUGUCUAAAAAUCCAGUUCACCAUAGCAGAACCAAACACAUUGAAGUCAAACAUCAUUUCAUUAGAGAUAUAGUUCAAGCUGGCUCGUUAGAAAUAAAUUUCAUAUCCACUGAAUUUCAAAUUGCUGACAUUUUCACAAAGGCUCUGUCUUCUGAAAGAUUUAUUAAACUCUGCGAUGAACUUGGGCUACAGCCUCUGCACUCGAUUCAGAAUGGGCAUUAAACCAGGUUCUAUCUUUCCUUGUUCUCUUUCAAAUUCCAAUAAAUGUCUCAUUUAUAC
This is a messenger RNA of Linum trigynum, 7345 nucleotides long. Lineage: Eukaryota; Viridiplantae; Streptophyta; Magnoliopsida; Malpighiales; Linaceae. The record is from the annotation of a GenBank genome assembly.